Molecule: messenger RNA, 1351 nt
Organism: Magallana angulata
Lineage: Eukaryota; Metazoa; Mollusca; Bivalvia; Ostreida; Ostreidae
Product: scavenger receptor class F member 2-like
Exons: 6
Coding region: 84-953 (289 amino acids)
Source: RefSeq, a predicted model, not a curated record
CCGGAAAUGAGGACUAAUAAAUAAUACAUUUUUAAAAUGAUAAUUUACACCGAGACUAAGAAGUUUAUUAACAGUGUCGCGUGAUGAUUACUGCUUUGAUUUUGUUGGCGCUUCACUGCCAAGCCAUUCAGGGUCUUUAUGACUCGGAGUGUCCCGGGAACUACUACGGAUCAGACUGCAGUAUAAGCUGUGGAAAAUGUGGCGGGAACGGAACAUGCUACAAAUCAAACGGAAUCUGUAAAACGGGUUGCCUAUCUGGGUACGCGGGUCUCUUGUGCCAAGACAAAUGCCCGGGUACAUGUGGAGGAGACGGGAGCUGUUCACCAACUACUUUGUUCUGUCGGGACGGGUGUAAAGCUGGGUACACGGGCCUGCUUUGCGGCUCGGAUGAUUCGAACACGACGAGUGUGAAAGAGUGUUCGAACUGUCUACAACCGUGUGGUCCUAACGGGUGUACUUACGGCUGUGUGACUGGGUUUUAUGGCUUGUACUGCAGCUUGAAAUGUGUUUGUCCGGUAGGGGUUCCUUGUCAACAAAACAGUGGGAGAUGUUUCACCCAAAGAGGGAAUUCCACUCCUACUGCGGCACCUGAUGUCAUAGUGACAACGUUAUCAACAUCGGUUGUAAUAGUAUGGUUACCGUUAGCUGUAACGAUUUCAAUCAUUUCAUUGGCGUUUGGAGUCUUUCUCAUCGGUUGCUGGCUGUACAAAAGACAAAAACACCAGGGCUAUCCAACAUACGAAGACCCGAUCAUGACAACCGGAGGUCUACCAUACAAUAGACCACAGGAGCCUGAACCUAACUCACACAGUUACCUAGAAAUUGAUGGCACCGCUUCUUCUCUCUAUGUGGAUGAGCUAGACAGCCCACAUUACGCAACCAUUGAAGAAUCUCGCCUGCAUAUAUCAACCAUUUCAGCAAACCCAUACUUGAACGAUUCCGAAUCUAUAUAAACAGCGUAAAAUUUUGUUCAAGAAUACAAUUUGUCAAUUACAUUUUGGAAAAGUUAAUUUAUUCAUCAGUUCGGAGACUCUGAUAGGAUAGACGACUUUUCUAUUUCGCCCGGCCCUUUUUUUUAAAAACACAUCUUAUCUGUUCUGGGACAGGCCCAAUAUUAACAAAUUCGGGUCGGGUUAAUGGUAACAAAAGGAAUUCCAUCUUAAAUAUCAAACUCUACAAAUCAGCAACAUGAAGGAAAUGGAUUCCAGUUCUUUACGUGUACCAGCUCGAAAAACCCUUCAAUACACGAUGAUUGUACAUGCAGUUCGUCACAGUUCGCCAAUACACAAUACGAUAUUUCCACCUAUGUAUUGAUGAUUCCAAUAUAUUUGUUUUAGAAGUAAAUCAUAGA